Molecule: messenger RNA, 2296 nt
Organism: Manis javanica (Malayan pangolin)
Lineage: Eukaryota; Metazoa; Chordata; Mammalia; Pholidota; Manidae
Gene: BFSP1
Product: beaded filament structural protein 1
Biological process (GO): lens fiber cell development
Cellular component (GO): intermediate filament; cytoplasm
Molecular function (GO): structural constituent of eye lens
Source: RefSeq, a predicted model, not a curated record
UCCCGAGGCUGGGCAGUGUUGAGCUCGACAGCUGAUGAGCUCUGGAAAGUUCCAGCAGCCUGCCAGCGGCCGCCGAAGUUUAUUUAGCGCGCUGCUGGCCCGGCCGAGGCCUCCGGGAGCCGGCUCUUCGCGCCGGCCAGUCCGCUGAGCCAUGUACCGGCGCAGCUACGUCUUCCAGAGCCGUAAGGAGCAGUACGAACGCGCCGAGGAGGCGCUACCGCACAUCGGCCAGCCGGGCAGCCUGCUGGAGGGCUCAGCGACCGCGCCGAACCUAGCGGCGCUGCAGGGCCUCGGCGAGCGCGUGGCCGCCCACGUCCAGCGGGCCCGCGCGCUCGAGCAGCGCCACGCAGUCCUCCGGCGGCAGCUGGACGCCUUCCAGCGCCUGGGCGAGCUGGCCGGCCCCGAAGACGCCCUCGCCCGCCACGUUGAGGGCAACCGCCAGCGCGUCCGGGACCUAGCGACCGAGCGCACCCGGUUGGAGCGCCAAGGCGCAGAGGCGCAGCGGGCGCUCGACGAGUUUCGGAGCAAGUAUGAAAACGAAUGUGAAUGUCAGCUGCUGCUCAAAGAAAUGCUUGACCGGCUGAACAAGGAAGCUGAUGAAGCCUUACUGCAUAACCUGCACCUGCAGAUUGAAGCCCAGUUUCUGCAGGAUGACAUCAGUGCGGUGAAGGACAGGUACAAAAAGAAUCUUCUGGAAAUUCAGACCUAUGUCAGUAUCCUGCAGCAGAUUGUUCAGACCACCCCUCAAGCUGUUACAAGUGGGAUGAGGGAGGAGAAGCUCCUGCGGGAACGGGAAGCUGCCACCCUGCAGAGUCGGCUGGAGGAGGGCCGGGAGGCACUGUCUGGGCUGCAGGCGCAGAAAGCCGAGCUGCAGGCUCAGACGGUGACCCUGGAACAAGCGAUCAAAGAUGCUCACGAGUGUUACGAUGACGAGAUUCAGCUCUAUAAUGAGCAGAUCGAAACCCUGCGGAAGGAGGUUGAAGAGACCGAGAGGAGCCUGGAGAAGUCCUCCUAUGAUUGCCAGCAGCUGGUGGUCGCCCAGCAAACCCUGAAGAACGAGCUGGACCGGUAUCAUCGGAUCAUUGAGAGUGAAGGCAUCAGACUGAACUCCACCUUCACUGAAACCCCUAUUACUCUGUUCACCUCGGGCCAUGGAGCCUCUCUCAGCCCUCGACCUGGCAGGAAAGAUCUUGCCAGGGCUCUGCAGGAUAUAACCACAGCAAAGCCAAGACAAAAAGGCCUCCCCAAGAAUAUUACAAGAAAAAAGGAGAUUAUAGCAACAGACAAAGCAGAUGAAAGUCUGGAAGAUACACCACAGAAGGGUCCAGAAGACAUAAAACUGGUGCAGGUGAUACUUGAAGAAUCUAAACUUGAAUCAGGAGGUGAAGAAGCAAGCCCCCCAACCCCAGAAGAGGCCCCAGAGGAUGUACCUGAUGGAGGGCAGAUAAGCAAAGCCUUUGGGAAAUUGUGCAAGAAGGUCAAGGAGAAGAUGAGAAGCCCCAAAGAACCUGAGCCCCCGGCUGACCUCUACACCAAAGGACGGCACGUGCUGGUCUCCGGGGAUGCCAGUCAUGUGGACCCUGGGUUCUGUUCCUCCUCCAUCCCGGCCAAAGGAAUGGUGGUCGUGUCCAUUGAGGAUGACUCUCUGCAUCGUGACAGCCCCGUGGAGCCCUCUCCUGAGCAGCCUGAGCCCCCUCUGGAGAAUGGAGAGGGGGAUCCCCAGGGGAGGGAAGAUGGACACCCACCCGACCAGCAUAGUGCAGACAAGGAGAACAAGGAUUACGGGGAACUGGAAGGCCCUGGGGAGAAGCCUGAUGCCCCGGAGGAGGAUGAGGGGCCCUGGAGCCCCUGUCCCAUGGCCACACCUGGCCCAGAGGGGCCAUCUGCACCCCAGUCUAGAAGGCCAGUGGUCACUCACAGUGGAUCUGAGGGGCACUGUGCCGGGAGCAGCAGCUGGCUAGCAAGAAGCCCUCCCAAGACUUCGGCAUAUGAGACGGUGGAAGUGAUGGAAUCCAUUGAGAAGUUUUCAGCUGAGAGCAUUCAGAUGUAUGAAGAAACUGCUGUGAUGGUCGAGACCGUGAUGGGGAGGGCCAAGGCAAACAAGAGAGAAUUGGAAGAGGGCUCUCAAAGUGCCUAGGCUCCAUGGGAAAAAAUGUCUUUGGGGUCAUGUAGGGGAAGUGCUUUGAUAUUUUAGAACAAGUGAUGAAAGAGUGAGGGUCCCUGUUUGGAUUAGCCCAUAGCUGGCCCAUCUGGCAUUGCUGAUGAAGCCUUCAUUAAAAAGUUUUCCUUCCUUGCA